Messenger RNA from Misgurnus anguillicaudatus (oriental weatherfish), 1838 nucleotides. RefSeq names its product BCL2 associated athanogene 2 (gene bag2). Gene Ontology annotation, molecular function: adenyl-nucleotide exchange factor activity; protein-folding chaperone binding. NCBI's taxonomy places the organism in Eukaryota, Metazoa, Chordata, Actinopteri, Cypriniformes, Cobitidae. The record is from RefSeq and is a predicted model, not a curated record. Gene Ontology annotation, biological process: protein stabilization.
CGAGCUGGAAACCGCUAGAACGUGAUCAGUAGAUUUGUUCAACGUUUAAAUGAUUCGUUUUGUCGUGCCCGUUCGAAUAAACGAUUCACUGAUUCUUUUGAGGUAGCACUCGAAAGUGUUCCCAGCAGUGCUUCUCUCGUUUUAUUGUUUUCAAUUAUUGUCACGUAAUAUAUAAAUUAUACAAACAAUUUUUACUUUAGAGUUUCACCUAAAGUCUAACCUUUGCGAAUCUUUCUGACCGAAUUAUAAAGAAAGAAUCGACUCUGAGGAACGAUUCCUCGCAAAUCGGAUCUCCUCCGCCAGCGCUCGGCUGUAAUACAGAUCACCCCGCCCGUGAAAUCGAUCAUUAAACGCGACCAUCAGCGAGCGAUGGCUCAAGCGAAAAUCAACGCUAAACUGAAUGAUGGAUCUAAAGGGAAAUUCAGCAGAACCAUAUCAAUGGCGGACCGCUCCGGACGCUUACUGGAAAGUCUGGAUCAGAUUGAAAUGAGGGUGGAGGCAUUACGUGAGGCGGCCACUGCUAUGGAGCAAGAGAGAGAAAGCUUAAUUGAGACCAUACAUUUGAUACAAAACAGUCAGGAAAUGAGGACCAUUUGUGACGGGGAAAAGGAAGAGCUCUCUCUGACUGCCAACAGACUUAUGAGCAGGACGUUAACGGUGUCGGUUUCUGUCGACACGAUCCGAAACGCCCAACAAGAGGAGGCCUUGAAGAAAGUCACAGCUAUUAUUGAUGAGAUUGCUGCUAAAGUGCUUGAGGAUAUGGAGGGAGCCAGAGGAAGACUACAGGCCCUUUACGCCGCAUGUGUGACUGAAGCACCACCUGUGCCUAUUGAUCAGAAGUUUCAGACGGUCAUCAUCAGCUGCGCUUUGGAAGAUCAGAAGAAAAUCAAGCGACGUCUGGAGACUCUCAUCAGGAACGUGGACAACGCUGAGAAAACCAUUAAAAUCAUGGAUAAUCAGAAAGUUGACCAGCCUGGUCUUGCCAAUGGCAAAUAGGAGUUAAGAAAACCCACCCAAGUGCCUUUUUAGCAUCUAUAGGUGCCACAAAACACAACUGAUAUAUAAAGGUCUUAUAUAAUGAAACUUUAUGGCCUCUUAAUCACAUACAUUUCUCUCUUACCUCACUGCAUUUAACUUAAAGUUACUAUUAUAAAUGUUUACAUGAUAUAUUGACCCCUAACAUUUUUAUUUUGUUUUUAAUAAUUAUUAUUAUCAUCAUUGUUUUUGUUUUACUAACCCAUAUAUGAAGCAAUGUGAAUGGAAAGGUUGUUGUGAACUGAUCCUGUUUAGAUCCACUAUAGCAGGUGUCUCCAAACCUGCUCCUGGUAAGCUAUCGUCCUGUAGACUUCAGCUUCAACACACCUGUCUGUAAUUAUCAAACAAUCCUGAACCAGAGCCAUUAAGAACAAGAGUUCUGACAACAGAAGUUCAAAAAGCUCACAGAGACUUCAGUUUAUUCCUGAAAGCUCAUAGUGAUUUUUCCUUAAUAAUAGUCAGGAAAUGCAUUGAUUUCUAUAUCACACAGAUAUGUGCAGGUAUUAUUUUUAUGUAGUUACAUUAACAGUGUUAUGAGUAUGGUCCGCUGCUGAUAUGUGCCUUGUUAACAUGUUUUAAGCUGCCUCCAACAACUUUAAAGCUUUUAAAUGCAUCACACUGUGUAUAAUGUAAGCUUAUAAUGUUUGUGCAUGUUUAAUUUAUAAAUAUACAAAGAACAAGAUUAAAAAAAGACUCAUAAAGCACUUAUUCAUUUUUUUUUUUGUUAAGUAAUUAUAAUAAUACCACUGGCUCAGUGUCGUUUUCUUUUUGUUGUUAAUAUGAACAUCUGAUGGGAGAUGGUU